Molecule: messenger RNA, 2256 nt
Organism: Arachis ipaensis
Lineage: Eukaryota; Viridiplantae; Streptophyta; Magnoliopsida; Fabales; Fabaceae
Product: vacuolar-sorting protein BRO1-like
Biological process (GO): negative regulation of stress fiber assembly
Source: RefSeq, a predicted model, not a curated record
UGGCAAUCCCUGUGAAAAAGAGUGAUCCGGUGGAUCUGUGCAGGCCGUUACGCAAGUUCGUAGCCAUAAAAUAUUGAGAGAGCGAUGCACAGAAAGUGGAAAGCAUUCUCGAAACCCUAAACAAAUGCCGCAGGGACAUGGAGCGAGGGGACCUCUCCCUUCCCAUGCAACGUGACUGCCUCAUCCACUACUUCAAAUGUCUCUGCAUGGUUGAGCCACUCUUCACCGCUAUCUCCUCCGACGCCGACGUCGACUCCGACUCCGACCCGAUCAUCUUUGUCUGGUACGACGCCUUCAACCCUGAGCAUGAGAAUGGGGUCUCCUCGCAGCGCAACAGCAUCCAAUUGGAGAAGGCUGCUGUUCUCUUCAACCUUGGCGCCAUAUACAGCCAGAUUGGGGCCUCUUGCGACCGCACCACCGCCCUUGGCCGUCACCUUGCAAUGGAAAUGCCGCCGCCAAAUUCUUCUUCAAACUCUGGAAGGAUUUUGCCAAGGACGUCUCCGCCACUAUUGACGUGACUCUCCUCUUCGCCGAGAGUCUGCACCGCCUCUUCUCCGCUCAGGCUUCGGAGCUCAAAUUGCAGCAACAAUUCCACCACAACAACACAAUGACGACGCCAGUUCCGCUCUCCAACAACAUCAAUGUGCCGUCGUUUCGUUUGAAUCGGUUUCUAAGCUUUAUCGGAUGGCAUGUGAUCUGAUACUACGUGAUUCGGCUGCAACCGCACAUGUCAUCUCAUUUGACGAAACCUGGAUAACUCAUCUUUCCCGGAAGGUGAAAUUCUUUGAGGUGGAGGCUUGUCAGAGGCGAUCAUCCAUCCUACCGAAAUCCGAGCGACCUACAACCCAUUGGUCCAGUCUUGUCCUCUUGAUCAUGAUGCAGAGUCUUGUCCUCUUUCGAUGCAGAUUCUGUCAAUGAAAACAUCUAUAGAAUGACUUGCAAUUCCUUGGGCAUGCUUAUACCCAAGCAACAUAGAAUCCCAUACCUUGACCUCCUCCUCUCUGAGUACAGCUCUUUUAAGAUUAUUGAGGAUGGAAAGCUAGUGGCCAACCCGUGGAACAUGCCUCCUCCUUAUCCAACAAAUUCGGCCAUCCUCUCAGCUUCGUCUUUGUCAAAUAUGCUGUCAAUCCCUUUGAAGAAGAGUGAGCCCUUGGACCUCUAUGAGCCCCUUCACAGUUAUGUUGCCCUUAAAUACUCGGAAAGCGAGGCAAAGAGAGUACAAGACCUUUUCAAAAUGCUACGUAAAUUGCGCAAUGAAAUGCAGCGUGAUGACCUCUCUCUACCCAUUCGCCGUGACUGCUUAAUCUACUAUUUCAAAUUCCUUUGCAUGGUUGAGCCUUUGUUCCCCAUGACUAACUCACCCAAUCCACCUAUCUUUGUUUGGUACAAUGCCUUCAACCCACAAGACAACUCUUCUCAGCACAACAUCCAUUUGGAAAAAGCCUCUGUUCUCUUCAACUUGCGAGCAAUCUGCACCCACAUUACUGUCUCCUGCGAUCUCACCACCGACCAAGGCCAUCGCCUUGCAGUGAGGGCCUUAAAUGAUGCCUCAUACUGGUUCUUCGUACUGUGGAAGUUUGAGGCAGAGAAGGCAUCUGCCACCAUUGACUUGUCAGUAAACUGGGUCGAGCUGCUUCACAAGAUAAUAACCGCUCAGAUUGCCGACUUGAAAAGGAAUUAUCCUCAUUCCUGUUCCUAUUCCCAUGGAUUCUCAUUACCUGCAUAUCCGGUUAGUCGUUAUCGGAAAGCUUAUGAUAUGUCGACAAUUGGGCCUUUAGCUGAGAAUCUUGUUCAAUCCUCAAUACCUCAAUUUCUUCAGUCGAAGCUCAAGGCCUUCCAUGUUAAAACUCGUUCCAUUGAUGUCACUGAACAAUUUCUUUCGGGGUAUUGUGAGGCUCAAUCCCUGCUUCAAGAGGCGUAUCAAACAUCAUGCUUGGACCUUUUCUCCGAGGUUGGCUCUUUCAAGAUUAAGGAUGGAAAUCUUGUGCCCAACCUUAGAGGCAGUAAUGUUGCCAUUGGGGGAGAUGAGCUCGCCGGAGAGCGGAGACCACCACCGCAGUAACAUUACCAUAGAGAAAAAACUAAACAAGCCUUAGUAGUUUUUUAUUUUCUUUUUUAUGUUGGAUGUUGGAAUUUUAUUCGUUGAUGCUAGAACUCUGUUUGUGAAUAUAUAUUAUCCUUGUAAUUUUGUUUGUUGAUGUGUGAAUUUAUUGGUUCUUAUUCCUCACCAAUUUUUAUGCCUCUGAUCUCGUAGCC